Molecule: messenger RNA, 1363 nt
Organism: Eriocheir sinensis (Chinese mitten crab)
Lineage: Eukaryota; Metazoa; Arthropoda; Malacostraca; Decapoda; Varunidae
Product: dCTP pyrophosphatase 1-like
Exons: 4
Coding region: 222-770 (182 amino acids)
Biological process (GO): nucleoside triphosphate catabolic process
Molecular function (GO): nucleoside triphosphate diphosphatase activity
Source: RefSeq, a predicted model, not a curated record
CAAAACCUAGCUCCAUGAUGUAUAAAUUAACCUCUCGGCGGAAAAUAAUGCUAGAUAUGGUAACGAUGGCGGCACCCUUUCUGCGGCGCUCGCUCGCUCACUCAGAGGCUUAUAAGUACUCACUCGACUUCAGGGGCAACACGUGCAGUCAGUCAUCCAGCAAGCUCACCGUCCAUCAAGCCAAGCAAUAACCCAGUCGCCCAGUCAGUCAGUCGGUCACCAUGGCUCACAGUCUGCUCAACGGACUCACCGCAGACUCACCUGAUGACGAGGAAUUCAGGUUCUCGUCAGACCUGAGCCUCGAGGACAUUCGCUCGGAGCAGCACCGGUUCUGCAUUGAGAGGGACUGGCUGAACCACCACCAGCCUCGGAGCGUCCUGCUGGCAAUGGUCGGGGAGGUCGGAGAGCUGGCAGAGCUGUUCCAGUGGCGUGGGGAGGUUUCCACAGGGCUUCCAGAGUUCUCCGCUCACGACAAGAUGCGUGUCGGCGAGGAGAUGAGCGACGUCCUGAUCUACCUCAUCGACCUCGCCAAGCAGUGUCGCAUUGAUCUCCCAUCCGCCGUGAAGGACAAGAUCCGAAAAAAUGCCCUCAAGUACCCGGCGAACAAGGUGUGUGGAAGCGCCGACAAGUACACAAGCUACAUGGACGAGGAGGAGUCUGCCGGUGGUGAGGAUGGGGUGAAGGUGGUGGUGGGUGGUGCUGGCGGUGGUGCGGGUGGUGGUGGUGGUGGUGUGGGGAGGGAGAGAGAGGAGGGUGAUGGGAGUGAGUGAGUUACCGAGUGAGUGUGUGAGUUUGAGAGUGAGUGAUUGGUUUAGUAUCUUAUAAUUUAGUAGUUUUAUUAUUUUUAUUAUUAUUUCUGCAUUUAUUUUCCGAGUGUGAGAAUUAUUAUUAUUAUGACUGCAUUUAUUUUCCUUAUUUUUGUGUUUAUUUGCGAUUUUAUUUACGUUAUUUAUAUAUGUUUUCUCGGUACUUAUUGUCCCUCGCUCAGUCUCUCGGCAAGUUCGUGGUACUUAUGAUUUUUUUUUCUCUCCUUCCCUCCUUUCUUCAUUCAUUCCUAUCCCCUCAAUAUUCUUCCCUUCCUUCAUUCCUCCUUCAUUCCCUUUCUUUGCCAUUCCUUCCUUCCUUCAUUUAUUCCUAUCCUCUCAUUUUCAUUUUGUUUCUAUCCUUCCUUCAUUCUCUAUCUCCAUCAUUCAUUCUGAUUUUUGUUUAUUUUUUCUUUCUUUUCUUCCUUCCUCCUUUAUUCCCUUUCUUUGUCAUUCUUUCCUUCCUUCAUUCCUAUUCUCAUUGACUUUUUCUUUUUCUCCUUCCCUCCUUCAUUCCCUGUCUCCGCCAUUCUUUCCUUCCUUCCUUCCCUUCCUCCUCC